GCCACAACUUCCUCCCAAAACAAUAGACAUUCCUCUUCGUUUUAACUCCAAUUUUGACUCAAAGACCUCGUUUUCUCGAAAGGUUCGGUCAGUCUAUGCUGUCUCGAACCUUAUGCUUUGUUCAGAAUUGAUUGGGAAGAAGAAUCGAAUACCUCAAACCUUUUUUCGCAACACAUCAAUACGAAAUAAUAUCGGAAUCUGGUCUCCCCAGCUGGCUUCUGAACUUCAACAUCUCGAGUUUCUACACAACUGCCAGUAACCUUGAUACUCCAUCAAAAAGUCAACGAGGUUACUUCUCACGUUGCGUUCUUGUCUGCAGGUUUGCGAGCACCUUUUCACCAUCGGCAUCUCAAGUCACCGUGCCAGCUUGGCUCACCAAUACAACACAUCAACACUCUCUGGCAAGUACUCAGUGACGAAUUAGUCAACGCAGCAAUGACGAGCUUUCUUGCACGAGAGCUUCAGGGUCAAAAUGCGGCCCUGAACUUUCAACGUAUCCCUUCUACACGUCGCAUUUGCACCUAUGAGCAUCUCCAUUCGUUAUCUUCCGAGCUCUGCGGCGACCUCCUCACAGACGUAAAGGAGAUGGUAAAAGAAGCUGAAAAUCAUCAACGAUUCCAGGCCGAGCGUCUCGAAAAUGUCCUCCGACAGACUCAGCAAGCAGUAGACUUGAUGAGAAACCCUCGCAUGAAACCUAGCGCCAGUUACAACUACACAGAAGAUAUUAGAUUUCUCGAACAAUUCGGCGUGCAUUACAAGCAAGGUGUUGGUCUCAGCAGUGAUGCGCACCGCGACUACAUCAUCAAUGUUUCUUUUGUCUUGAAACGAGCAAUGCCCACGCUCAAUGAUGAAUACAAGAACAUCUGUCCGUGGUCUCUCAUUCUCAAGGUCAAUUUCACCGAUCUCUGCCCACAUUUACCAUUCUGCAAGCACAAGCAGAAGUAUACCACGUCUCAGGUUCCAGCGGAUCAUCCACGUCCUCCUGGAGGCGUUGCUGAUGGUGAUGUCAUGGGCUUUUGUCAAGAUGAGUAUGCUGUUCAGCCUGGAAAGAUGAAGCCUGAGGGAUGCAAGAUCAAAGUUUACUGUGGACUUCAACACAAGGAAGACUGCACCCAAAAGGCAAAUUGUGAUGCGAUCAUACUCUAUGCAGUAGCUUGUCUUCAUAGGGAUGGACUUUGGGAGUAGUGAGGAAUACUGGAUGGAACAAGUGGGGCUAUAAGCUUCAUUUUCCUACUUUACUUUGUGUAAUAGCGUCUUUUCAGUUGAAGGGCUUCCGUCUAGAUAUCUUGAAGGGUUGAAUUUUUAGUCUUUCUAAGAUCAAAUCAGGAACUUAUCCUCA
Botrytis cinerea B05.10 is the source of this 1339-nucleotide messenger RNA. RefSeq lists its product as hypothetical. Bases 436 to 1185 code for a protein of 249 amino acids. The transcript has 2 exons. The record is from RefSeq and is a predicted model, not a curated record. NCBI's taxonomy places the organism in Eukaryota, Fungi, Ascomycota, Leotiomycetes, Helotiales, Sclerotiniaceae.